Molecule: messenger RNA, 2016 nt
Organism: Hyalella azteca
Lineage: Eukaryota; Metazoa; Arthropoda; Malacostraca; Amphipoda; Hyalellidae
Gene: Sod2
Product: superoxide dismutase [Mn], mitochondrial-like
Exons: 5
Coding region: 92-772 (226 amino acids)
Biological process (GO): superoxide metabolic process
Cellular component (GO): mitochondrion
Molecular function (GO): superoxide dismutase activity; metal ion binding
Source: RefSeq, a predicted model, not a curated record
GGCACUUACCCCCCAUUUCUUUCAGAAAAAGGACCUCUUAGAUUGAUUUACACAUCAGCAAGUAUUGUUGUUUGCAUCAGUACAUUAAAUAAUGCUACGACAAAUUACUAGCAAUUCUUUGAACAGGAGUAUCUGGUGUGGCACACGCAGUCUCCAGCUGCUGCCACAUAGACAGAAGCACUCUUUGCCUGAUCUACCAUAUGACUACAAUGCACUGGAGCCAAUAAUCAGUGCUGAAAUAAUGCAGCUCCAUCACUCCAAACAUCAUCAGACUUAUGUCAACAAUCUCAACAUUGCUGAAGAAAAACUUCAUGAUGCCAUUUCUAAAAAUGACACAACUGCCAUCAUUGGUCUUGCUGGUGCCCUCCGUUUCAAUGGUGGUGGCCACAUCAACCAUUCAAUUUUCUGGCAGAACCUUUCACCCAAUGGAGGGGAACCACAAGGAGCCUUACUGGAGGCAAUAAAGCGGGACUUUGGGAGCUUGGAGGCCAUGCAGGCGCAGCUGUCGGCGGCGGCGGUGGGCGUGCAGGGGUCGGGCUGGGGGUGGCUGGGCUACAACAAACAGAAGAAAGCCAUGCAGAUCGCUGCCUGCCCCAACCAGGAUCCGCUGGAGGCUAGCACAGGUCUGGUGCCGCUGUUCGGGAUCGACGUGUGGGAGCACGCGUACUACCUCCAGUACAAGAACGUGCGCCCGGACUACGUUAAAGCCAUCUGGAAAGUGGCCAACUGGAACGACAUCACUGCUCGAUAUGAAGCUGCGUCCAAGGCCUGAAGAGUUUGUUAUUUGACUAUGGUUUUGUUAUUACUAGCUGGUCGUUGUAAAGCGGCUUUGAUUGAAUAUUUUACGAUUUUGAAAUUUAUUUUUGGAUGUAGAUAACGGUUUUGCUAUCCCAAUCAAGAUUUACACUUAGUCUAAGAGCACUACUCAUUCAAGCCCCACUUGCUCUUACUCAUCCAUAAAUUUGCCUCUCAUCAAGAUGCCUCACUGGAGAUUGCCCUGCACAUUUUGUUAUAAUGCAACACAUAGGCCAGAGAUUACAUUGGGCAUUUUGACUAGAAUUUAAUUUUUCAAUUUUUAUUUACAUUUUCUUGUUUCAUUAGGAAACUCUUUUUGCGGUUUGUCAUCGCUCCUGUCCAUUGUAAACUUUCCGAUAAUGUACAUAAAUUGUCUUGAUGACAAAUCGUGGUGGUUUCACCUUCUAUUUGUAUUUCAAACCAAUCUUGGAAUUAGCCAGGCUUGCUGGUCUAAUUUACAAUAUUUUUCGCCAAAUUUACCUUCAAAAAUUUUUUUGAUGAAAUUUACCCACCUGCGUAUUCAUCCAAAAUGGAAAUAUCUAUUGUAUUUUUGAAUAUACGGGUAGCUCAAAAAUACGGCAAUAAUCCACUGGAGCAAAAACACUUGUAAAAUAAAACAAUACUAUGCUGAAGAUAUUAAUAUAAUUCUACAUGAAAUGAGAAAUACAAUACCAUUUUUACAUAUAAAGAAUUUAAGUGUAGUACAGACGGACAUUAUUUAUGAUGCAGCGAGCAUCUGCAUUAAAUAGGAAGCUUUUGGGAACGGCAAAGCCAUAAUGAGACAUGUACUUAGAGAGACACCACAUACGCGUUAAUUAGAUCUUCUUUUAACUGGGAUCUAUUUUCUGCUCUUGUCAAUGCAACAGCUGCUCUCGAAUAAUUAUAAAUAAUAAUCAUUAACGCAGAUACGGUGGAUUUUCGUUUAUAAAAUUCCAAUCUCUUGUUGAAUAAUUUGAUUGAGAAGUGUUGAAGUGACAAGCUGCCGAGGCAUAAAGUGCUCGUCUUAUUGCUAACUUUUGCUCGCUCUGAAGCAUGAAGCCUACCGGAAGACAAAUAUCAAUGAAAGAAAUCCGUAACGUCGAUGUCAUUAAGAUUAUGGACUAACAAAGCCUGAGUAUAUACAUUAAAAUUUCCCGCAGCGUUUAACGUUGUGCAAUAAAAUAUUCGACAUCAGUCUUGGCAUAUUUCACCGUGGCUUAGAAUAAAGACGUAAUGCCGGCC